AUGUUGAAGUCAAUUGCAACUCCGUAUUUACCAAUUCAAGAUGAAGGAACAGCUAAACUGUUAUAUACACAUGCUAAUUUCUUGGGAAUACCUGUAAAUAGAGGGCAACCAAAACUUGGUACAUAUCAAGGGCCUGAACUUAUAAGAAAAUCUGAUUUUUUUGAACGUGUUGCACAAGAUGGAAUCAAAAUCACAGAUUGUGGUGACGUUAAACCGGUUGAAUUUUCUGAAGCUGAAGAUCCAAAACGAUUUGGAAUGAAAUGGUCAAGAAGUUUUACAUCGACUACUGUGAAAAUAGCUGAACGUGUAGAACAAAUAUUAAAAACUUCUACAAGAAAUGAGUCAAGUGGAUCAAAACCAUCACCUUUGGUGAUUGUCGGUGGUGAUCAUAGUAUGGCGACUGGUACAAUUCUUGGACAUGCAAAAGCUAAACCUGAUGUUUGUGUACUAUGGGUUGAUGCCCAUGGUGAUAUAAAUACACCGCUUAAUUCAAAUACUGGAAAUAUUCACGGGAUGCCAGUAGCUUUUCUGGUAAAAGAAUUACAGCAUCAGAUACCUUGGUUUGAGGAUCUAGAGGGUAUUCAGCCUUGUCUCAAAGCGAGUAAUAUCGCAUAUAUUGGUCUGCGCGACUUGGAUGAUCAUGAAACAUAUGAUAUUCGGAAAUGUGGUAUUGCACACUUUACAAUGCUUGACAUUGAUCAGAUGGGCAUAGAAACAGUUAUUAAACAAGCAUUACAAGCGGUGAAUCCAAGAUUAGAAAGACCAAUUCAUUUAAGCUUUGAUAUUGACGCUUUAGACCCUUCUAUUGCUCCAAGUACAGGUACAGCAGUUCCAGGUGGAUUGACACUACGUGAAGGAUUACGAAUAUGCGAAGAAAUUUCAGCAACGGGAAAGCUGUCUGUUGUCGAAAUGGCUGAAUUAAAUCCUCUAUUGGGAUCUCCAGAAGAUGUAGAGAAAACACAACAAACUGCUGUGCAUAUACUAAGAGCAUGUUUAGGACAUUGUCGUUCAGGACAUUUGCCAUUCAAAGUAAAUUCAUUAGCUGAAGAAGGUAUCACUAGCCGAGCUGAACAUAUGCGACCACAGUAAUAUAUAUAUAUUCUUUAUUCUUUUUUUCUACUAGAAUAAGUCACAUAAACUGACUGACUUGUUAUAAAACAAAUAUUUUGUGAUCUAUU
This is a messenger RNA of Trichobilharzia szidati, 1178 nucleotides long. Lineage: Eukaryota; Metazoa; Platyhelminthes; Trematoda; Strigeidida; Schistosomatidae. The record is from the annotation of a GenBank genome assembly.